Molecule: messenger RNA, 3295 nt
Organism: Fundulus heteroclitus (mummichog)
Lineage: Eukaryota; Metazoa; Chordata; Actinopteri; Cyprinodontiformes; Fundulidae
Gene: xrn2
Product: 5'-3' exoribonuclease 2
Exons: 31
Coding region: 149-3055 (968 amino acids)
Biological process (GO): nuclear-transcribed mRNA catabolic process
Cellular component (GO): nucleus
Molecular function (GO): RNA binding; 5'-3' RNA exonuclease activity
Source: RefSeq, a predicted model, not a curated record
UGACCCGGAGGAAGUACACAAAGCUGUGUCUCACAGCAUGUAGCCGCAGUCUUGAGUCCAGCAGAACAUAGAACCGGACCUGAAACUACAGAGGUCCUUUUUUAAAAACCUUUUAUGCUUUGAAACUGACAGAAAAAAAGCUGCAUUUAUGGGAGUCCCGGCGUUUUUCCGCUGGCUGAGCCGGAAGUACCCGUCAAUCAUCGUCCACUGUUUGGAAGAAAAGGGAAAAGAGUGCAAUGGCGUCCGCAUCCCGGUGGACACGACCAAGCCCAACCCCAACGAGGUGGAAUUCGAUAACUUGUACUUGGACAUGAACGGCAUCAUUCACCCGUGUACACACCCUGAAGACAAACCUGCACCCAAGAAUGAAGAUGAGAUGAUGGUGGCUAUUUUCGAGUAUAUUGAUCGGCUGUAUAACAUCGUGCGUCCCAGGAGGGUUCUCUACAUGGCCAUCGAUGGAGUGGCUCCACGGGCCAAAAUGAACCAGCAGCGCUCCCGCCGGUUCCGUGCCUCCAAAGAAGGCGUGGAGCUUACGGAGGAGAAGAAUCGCAUGAGGGAGGAGAUCAUCCAGAAAGGAGGCUAUCUUCCACCAGAGGAGAUAAAGGAGAGGUUCGACAGCAACUGCAUCACUCCUGGAACGGAGUUCAUGGACAACCUGGCCCAGUGUCUGCGCUACUACGUGGCAGACCGACUCAGCAACGAUCCAGGAUGGAAGAACGUUGUUGUCUUCCUGUCUGAUGCCAGCGUUCCUGGUGAAGGAGAACACAAGAUCAUGGAUUUCAUCAGGAGACAGAGAGCUCAGCCCAACCACGACCCAAACACGCACCACUGCCUGUGCGGCGCUGACGCUGACCUCAUCAUGCUGGGCCUGGCCACACACGAGCCCAACUUCACCAUCAUCAGGGAGGAGUUCAAGCCCAACAAGCCGCGGCCGUGCGCGCUCUGCGGACAGAUGGGCCACGACAUCAAGGACUGUCAGGGCGUGGCCCGGGAGAAGCAGGGCCAGCACGACGAGUUUGCAGACGCCAUGCCGGUCGCCGAGCAGGAGUUCAUCUUCAUCCGGCUCUGCGUUCUGCGGGAGUACCUGGCCAGAGAGCUGACCAUGGCCAGCCUGCCGUUUCCCUUCGACUUCGAGAGGAGCGUCGACGACUGGGUCUUCAUGUGCUUCUUCGUGGGAAACGACUUCCUGCCGCAUCUUCCGUCCCUGGAGAUCAGAGAGGGCGCGAUAGACCGGCUGGUGAACAUCUACAAAGACGUCGUCCACAAAACAGGAGGCUACCUGACCCAGAACGGCUACGUCAACCUGGAGCGGGUGGAGAUGAUCAUGCAGGCCGUGGGCGUGGCGGAGGACAACAUCUUCAAGAAACGCAAGCAGGACGAUGAAAACUUCAAGAGGAGAAACAAGGAGAAACGGAAGAGGAUGAAGGCCGAGCAGCAGGGUCCCGCCUUCAUGACCACCGGCCAGUUCGCCCCUCAGGCCCUGGGCAGAAGAGGCGGGCCUGAACCGGUCCACAACGCUCGGUACCAGGCCUACGACAUGAGAAUGCAGUCGGCGGAGCAGCACAACAAGGACGCUGCGCAGUCCCUGAAGUCCAUGAUGAGGAACGGAGGCAGGUCGUCUGCAGGCGUCAGUGACGGCGCCGACAGCAGAGGACAGAAGAGGAAAGCCGAGGACAGCGACAGCGAGCCGGAGCCUGAGGACAACGUCAGGCUGUGGGAGGAGGGCUGGAAGCAGAGGUACUACAAGACCAAGUUUGACGUGGACGUGUCUGACGAGGCCUUCAGGAAGAAGGUGGUGCGCUCCUACGUGGAGGGGCUGUGCUGGGUGCUGCGCUACUACUACCAGGGCUGCGCCUCCUGGAAGUGGUAUUUCCCGUUCCACUACGCGCCGUUUGCCUCCGACUUCAAAGAAAUCAAAGAGAUGUUCUCGGAGUUCGAGAAGGACACCAAGCCGUUUAAGCCCCUGGAGCAGCUGAUGGGAGUGUUUCCUGCCGCCAGCGGUAACUUCCUGCCGGCAACAUGGAGGAACCUGAUGAUGAGCGCGGAUUCCUCCAUCAUUGACUUCUACCCUGACGACUUCGCCAUCGACCUGAACGGGAAGAAGUACGCCUGGCAGGGCGUGGCUUUGCUGCCGUUUGUGGACGAACGUCGUCUGAGGGCGGCUCUGGCGGACGUCUACCCGGACCUGACCCCCGAAGAAGUGAGAAGAAACAGUUUGGGAAGCGACAUCUUGUUCCUCGGCAGGUCGCACCCGCUGUUCGACUUCAUCCACGAGCUGUACCGGUCCGAGACCCGCGAGGCGGCGCCGGUUCCGGCAGAACUCUGCCACGGGAUCCAAGGAACCUUGAACCUGGAUGAGGAUCCGAUCCUGCCGGAUGAGACCGUCAAGUCCCCCAUCCCGCUGCUCCGGGACAUCUCACACAACAGCUCCAUCAACGUGAAGUUCCUGGACCCGCAGUUCGCCGACGGCUUCGUGUUCAAAGCGGUUCUGCUGCCUGGAGCCAAGAUGCCUGCCGCGGUUCUGAAGCCGGAGGACUACGAGCGGGGGAACCGGGCCCCAUGGAGGCCCCAGCUGGGCUUCAACCAGAACCGCCAGCAGGCCCAUCUGGACCAGUCGGGCUUCAGAGCUCUGGGACACAGCCUGAGCAGGAACCAGCAGCAGCGAGGGCAGUACAGCGCCGCGCCGCCUCCCAGCAGCUACCAGCGGGGGAGCUACAGCCGGCCCGCUCACAGCAGCAGCCACCAGCAGUUCCAGCAUUCCAGGCAGAACCCGGUUCCGCCGGCGCCGCAGGCCUUCAGGGGCGGCCCGCCCCAGUUCCCCAGGCAGCAGCAGUACCGAGGCGGGGGCCACUCCGGGGGCCACGGCUGGGACCGGAACCUCCAGGCUCAGCAGUCUGCGUACCAGCAGAACCUCAACCGGGCCGGAACCGGACCCGCCGGCUACCAGCAGCGCUACGAUUGGACCGAUCGCCGCGACAGCCGGGCCCCGCGGCAGCAGCCUCAGGGCCGAGGCUACCCUCCUCCGCCGCCGUCCCAGCGCUACCACUGGAACUGAACCAGAACCAGAACCGGAACCGGACCGCCCGGCGCCGCUUUCAGGACGGAACAUUUUUAAAGCGUCUUUGUUGACUGUAGAAAGUUUUACCUUUUUUAAAAGCAACUUGUGUAAUGUGCUGUUUUUAUUUUCUUUAUUUCGUAAAGUGGGUUUCAUUUGUUUUCCAGGUGAAUAAAAGAUGUUUGAGAGACAAACGUCUCCAAUAAAAGAAAAAGAAAUUAAACAUGUUGCUGCAACUAA